AUGGCUUUCCAGAAGUUUAUGGAAGAAUUCGUUAGGAAACGAGACUUAGAGGGUCUGAAGAACUACUUUACGAUUUGUCGAGAAACUACUGGUGACGAAGACCUGUCAUCACUUCUGGAAGUUCGAUUGAGGGAGAGGGGACUGGAUAUCGCAAGGGGUCCGGACGAAACUAUUGAAGAAAAUGUGCGGCGACACUUGGAAUUUGCACUGAACGUGUGCAAGAGUGGUAAGGGACGAAACUCGCGCUUGUUGCCGACCGACUUUUAG
This is a messenger RNA of Cooperia oncophora, 267 nucleotides long. The record is from the annotation of a GenBank genome assembly. Lineage: Eukaryota; Metazoa; Nematoda; Chromadorea; Rhabditida; Trichostrongylidae.